CAGUGCACAUCUCUGCAGUAGUCAUGGUGUCCUGCAUCACAGACUGCAUUGAAAAGCCCAUCCGGGUUUGUUUUGAAAGUGUCGGUAAGUUCGUAGGGCUUCACCCGUGGUGGUUUGUCACUUUACCGCUGGCGGUGUCCGCAGGUCUCGGAGGAGGAUUUUACUUUUUGAAUGACCUGAAAUCCAACGACAUAGUGGAGCAGUUUACACCGAAAAACGGCCGCGCUAAAGUGGAGAGGCGAUUCUUUCAAGAAACCUUUCCACAAAUUGACUCCCAAUUCUCCAUUAUACGAUUGAACAGUGACGGGGUUUUUGCAUCUUUGAUAUUCUCCUGUCAAACAAACAUACUCAGUGCUGCCGCACUAGAGGAGAUCAUCCGCAUAGAUGGAGAAGUUAGAAGAAUCACAUCAGCUCGUGACGCACAGCAGUUUGUGUUUUCGGAUAUUUGCGCAACUGUGAACGGAACGUGCAACUCUAACGUAAUGCUUGAUGUUCUAGAUUACAAUGCCAGCAACAUAACGUAUCCUGUGUACUGUCAUUCCGAAUUCAACUGUAUCCACAUGGGAAAUAUCAUUGGUAAGGUGGAGGUGGAUCACAAUGGAGUUGUUCGAAGUGCAAAAGCAAUGAGACUUUUCUAUUAUCUGCAAGAUAGCAAUAAUACACUGGAAGAUGCCUGGCUUCAGGAUUUUAUAGACUUGCUCUCUAAUGUAACGACCUCUAAAACUGAAGUGUCUUAUUUCACAUCCAUGUCAAGACAACAGGAGUUUGAGAAGAGUACCCAAUCUGUCACUGAACUUUUUGCUAUUACUUAUUUUCUUGCCAUCUCAUUUUCAAUAAUAUCUUGCCUAAGGUUUGAUAACGUGAGGAAUAAAGCAUGGGUGGCUUCUCUUGGAGUUUUCUCCACUGCACAAGCAGUGCUGUCCAGCUUUGGGUUGUUGUUACUCAUAAAGGUGCCAUUUGUUAUUACUGUGGCAUCUUCUCCGUUCCUUAUUCUUGGAAUCGGUAUUGAUGACAUGUUUAUCAUGAUCUCCAGCUGGCAACCAACAAACAUCCAAGACACAGUGCCUAAACGCAUGGCUGAUACCUACAGGGAGGCAGCUGUUUCCAUUACUAUCACCACCCUGACUGACGUGCUAGCCUUCUACCUCAGCUACGGUAACCCUUUUGGCUCUGUUCAGUCAUUCUGUCUGUAUGCAGGCACGGCUGUCUUGUUCUGCUACUUCUUUGGAGCUUGUCUGGCUCUGAAUGGCAGAAGGGAGGGGGUGAACAGACACUGGUUAACUUGCAUGAAGGUCCCAGAAGAGGUCCCACCAGGACGGUCUAAAGUCUAUACUCUAUGCUGUGUUGGAGGAUAUUACGACCAUAACACAGGAACUGAGGAAGAGCACCCAAUGACACUGUUCUUCAGGAAGUAUUAUGGACCAUUUUUGACAUCAGUUUGGAGUAAAGCAUUAGUCAUUUUUAUUUACUUAACAUACAUUGCUGUUAGUGUUUAUGGUUGCCUGCAACUUAAAGAAGGCAUCGAUCUCAGGAACCUAGCACUUGAUAAAUCAUACAUCAUCCAGUACUAUGAAGCUGAAAAGACAUACUUUGAUUAUUAUGGUCCAAAUGUAAUGUUAGCUAUCAACGGCACAUUUCCAUAUUGGGAGGAGAACAAACGCCAUCAACUGGAGUCAUGUUUUGUACAGUUUCAGGAAUUGGAUUUUGUCAAGAACUUGUCGACAUCUUGGCUUCAUUCCUUUGAAAAGUAUGCAGAGGAACACAGUCAUAACAUCAGCUCAGAAGGGCAAUUUAAAAGACAUCUUUAUGAGUUCCUGGACCACCAACCAAUGCUCAAACAGGAUGUCAACAUAACCAAUAACAACAUAGCUGCUUCACGUCUGUUUCUUCAGACAAUUGUUCAGAAUUCAAAUGAGAGGAGCAUAUUGAACUCACUACGGAAGACAGCAGAGAGCUGCCCAUGUCCACUGUUGGUCUACCAUCCAGCGUUUAUAUACCAUGAUCAAUAUACAGUAAUAGGGCAUAUCACUCUUCAGACCGUCACUGUGGCAACCCUAGUAAUGCUGCUCAUCUCCCUUGUGCUGAUUCCAAAUCCUCUUUGUGCCUUGUGGGUUGCUUUUGCCAUCGCUUCAGUCAUUUUGGGAGUCACCGGUUUUAUGGCACUGCUAAACGUAAGUCUUGAUUCAAUCUCCAUGAUAAACCUGGUCAUUAGCAUUGGCUUUUCUGUGGACUUCUCUGCUCAUAUCUCCUACACGUUUGUGUCCAGUACUAAGCCCGAUGUGAAUGAAAGAGUUGUGGAGGCAAUGACACACCUGGGCUACCCCAUACUUCAGGGGGCUCUGUCCACAAUUGUGGGUGUGGUUGUGCUUUCAGCUUCCAGCAGCUACAUAUUCAGAACCUUCUUCACCAUUGUGUUCCUAGUCAUUACUUUUGGGCUGCUUCAUGGCAUUGCUUUUAUUCCAGUAUUUCUAACUUUCUUUGGAUUUUGCCACAAAUUAUGGCAGCACUGAAUUCGAAAAUCAAACUUCUGAUUUUUCUUCAUUAUGUCCCAUCUCUUUUUUAAUAUACUUGUAAAAUUAACAUUUUAUUAAAUAAAAAG
Molecule: messenger RNA, 2599 nt
Organism: Cyprinus carpio (common carp)
Lineage: Eukaryota; Metazoa; Chordata; Actinopteri; Cypriniformes; Cyprinidae
Gene: ptchd3b
Product: patched domain containing 3b
Cellular component (GO): membrane
Source: RefSeq, a predicted model, not a curated record